This is a messenger RNA of Pyricularia oryzae 70-15, 701 nucleotides long. Its product is annotated as 60S ribosomal protein L29. The transcript has 4 exons. The record is from RefSeq and is a predicted model, not a curated record. Gene Ontology annotation, biological process: cytoplasmic translation. Gene Ontology annotation, molecular function: structural constituent of ribosome. The coding region runs from base 125 to 322 and encodes 65 amino acids. Gene Ontology annotation, cellular component: ribosome; cytosolic large ribosomal subunit. NCBI's taxonomy places the organism in Eukaryota, Fungi, Ascomycota, Sordariomycetes, Magnaporthales, Pyriculariaceae.
CCAACCCUAGAGAUACUGUUCGCUUUGACCCGCACAAAGCAAAGCAUCACCUACUGAACUCCAAAGCUCCGAAAACCUCAUCGCCGCCAUUCCCGACCCUCAAACUCGGUAAACCACAUUCACAAUGGCCAAGUCAAAGAACUCGUCUCAGCACAACCAGUCGCGGAAGGCUCACCGCAACGGUAUUAAGAAGCCCAAGACCUCAAGGUACCCCUCGCUCAAGGGUACCGACCCCAAGUUCCGCCGUAACCACAGGCACGCGCUGCACGGAACGGCCAAGGCUAUUAAGGAGUUCAAGGAGGGCAAGCGGGAGACGGCCUGAACGGACGAUGUUUGAUCAAAUUAAGCAAUAACGACGGCAAACUGGGGGUUUCUCGGAAGGACAAAAGGCAUCGAUUCGGCGGCGUUUUGAAGGUUUCUCAACCCGCCACCCAGGCGUUUUUGACGAGCUUUUUUCUAGGGCAAAGAGACAUUCUUGCAUUUGGGCAAACAAACCUACGACACUCUAGGAUCUGUCAUGAUGGGUCGAUAGCCUGCCUUUCGGUGCAACUCGUGCGCAACAUGCACGCUGCAUGCACCUCGUUUGACGAAUAUGACGACCCGACCUUGUUCCCCUGGCCUUGCGCCUUUUUUCCUGGUGUGGUCGACCUACAAAUCUGUUAACCCAACGUGAAGGGACGUCCCUCCCUGAUUUUUUACAG